GGCUCUCUGCUCUCUGCGGGGUUGAGUAAGUCUCGCUAUAGACAUGGUAUAGACUGUAGAGUUGCAGUUAGUUGCUAUCCGACCGUUGUUCUGGCUGGAUUAUUCGUCGUAUUCAAGUCUUAUGUUUACACGAGUGUUAAUUGCAGUUUUGUGUUGUACAAGUGUGAUAUAGUGAAUAUAACAUCAAAACCACGUUUUAGUUUUCAUUAAUUAAAAAAAUAUUUGCAACCAAUUUUUUUCUUUUCCUAGUGAUAGUGUGUGAUUCUAAUUUUAUUUAAAAAAAAUUUUUUUUUUUUUUGGUGUUUGUGAGUAAAUAAAAUGUGAGUGUGGAUCAAAAGUGAUAUGUGAAAAAUCAUAAAGGAUACGUGAUAAAUAUAUAUAUAUAUAUAUUUUAGUUGUAAAAAUUUUUUUUUCAAAAACAAAGUUCCUCAUUGGUUGAUGUGCAGCGGAAGCUUUUACUUUUUUAACAAGGAUGUAUCCGAGUGCCCAGGCCGUGGCCGUCGCAUCUGCCGCUCGACACCCGACUGAAAUUUUUGAUGGCACCUUUCCCAGCUACGCCACUGGAAAGGGUCGAUAUUUCAUCAAAGACCAGCGAAUAAAAGUUCCACCACAACCUGGACAGCCAUUCAAAUUUACUGUGAUCGAAGGAUGUGACAGGAUUAAGGACGAGUUCAAUUUUUUACAAGCUCAGUACCAUAACCUUAAAAUCGAAUACGAUAAGCAGAAUAACGAGAAGGAGAAUCUGCAGCGGCAUUGCAUCAUGUAUUACGAAAUGGCUUACACGUCAAAUAUGGAACUACACAAACAGGCAGAAAUAGCGAAAAGGCUGAAUGCUGUAAUCGCUCAAAUUUUACCGUUUCUCUCACAAGAACAUCAACAGCAGGUGGCCAAUACGGUUGAAAGAGCGAGGCAAGUUAAUAUGACAGAAUCUGGCUCCGUCGUUGUGCCACCAAGACUCGACUUACCGCGAAUGAUACAGCAGAUGCACGCCCAACAAUUACCGCCUGGUGCCUCAAUGGGUCCUCAUCCAGGACUUCCGUCACUUCCAGGCAUUCCUCCUGGUAUCACGAUGCCAACAUCCGCUUCGGCUCAACUUUUGGGUCUUGGUUUAAAUCCAGGAACACCGGGAACACCUGGUAGCCAUCCCUUGUCAAUGUUGGGCAAAUCUGAUUUUCACCGACAACCUGAUGAUCUCAAAAGUAACGGAGGACUCAGUUCCAACGAGGAGAGACAUAGAAGUUCUAUAUCACCGGGUGAUAAAUACAGUAGGUCACGGACACCGCAAGAACAUCAUUCUCAUCAUACACAAAAUCAUCAUGAUCAUUCUAUGCAUGCAAUAAAGAAGAUGAAAAAAGAAGAGAAGGACGCUGGUCACAGUGAUGGAGAAAAGAGCGAUCAAGAUUUAGUGGUUGAUGAUGCGAGUGAAGGACCAACGAGUCCAGCGGUAAAUGGUACAUCAUCACCUCGUGAGAAUGGCAUUGACAAGGUGGGUGUUCCGCCUCUGGGCUCGAGUAUUCAAUCGAAGAAAGAUGCACCGCCACAUUCACCAAGAAGCGGAACCAGUAGUAAUGCAAGUACGCCAUCGGCAAAAAAAAUGGAGGAACGAGGUGAGAAGCCAACGACACCAAUUUCAAAACCAAUGACUCCAACGUCAGCGAGCAGUGGUAGUUUGAAAGCAUCAACAGUUUCAAGUAAAAAUCAUCAGGGACCACCGCCUCCAGGUGCAAUUCCUGGUGUAUAUCCACACUAUCCACCUGGACCACCGCCUCAUCAUCUUCCACCGAGUGGUCAACAUCCACAUAUGGAUAUGCUUGGUUACAAUGGCUAUGGACCACCUAGAGGACCAUCAUUACCACAAUCACUUUAUGAUCCACAUGGAGCAAUGAGAGUGCCACCUGUACCUUUGGGACCUGUGCCUGGUGGAAAACCAGCUUACAGUUUCCAUGUGCCGAGUGAAGGGACGAUGGUACCAGUCCCCUUCCCUCAGGAUGCAUUAAGCGCAGCCGGAAUCCCCAGACACGCUCGUCAAAUCAACACCCUCACUCAUGGUGAAGUCGUCUGUGCAGUAACGAUCUCAAACCCAACUAAAUACGUCUACACUGGGGGCAAGGGUUGCGUCAAAGUUUGGGACAUUGGUCAAAGUGGCUCUGGCAGUCCUAAGCCUGUUUCACAGUUGGAUUGUUUACAACGAGAUAACUACAUUAGAUCGGUGAAACUUCUACCCGAUGGUAGAACUCUGAUCGUUGGUGGUGAGGCAAGUCAGCUGAGCAUAUGGGAUUUGGCGAGUCCCACACCAAGAAUCAAGGCCGAAUUAACAUCAUCAGCACCGGCAUGUUACGCUUUGGCAAUCUCACCAGACUCAAAGGUCUGCUUCAGUUGUUGUAGCGAUGGUAAUAUUGCCGUUUGGGAUCUUCAGAAUCAGACUCUCGUCAGACAAUUUCAAGGACAUACGGAUGGUGCAUCGUGUAUCGAUAUUUCCCCUGAUGGUUCUAAAUUAUGGACUGGCGGUUUAGAUAAUACCGUUAGAUCAUGGGACUUGAGGGAGGGUAGACAGUUGCAGCAACAUGACUUUACAUCGCAAAUAUUUUCACUUGGUUAUUGUCCAACUGGUGAAUGGUUAGCUGUUGGUAUGGAAAAUUCAAACGUCGAGGUUCUUCAUGCUACAAAACCUGACAAAUAUCAACUACACCUGCACGACUCAUGCGUGUUGUCCUUACGCUUUGCCUCAUGUGGCAAAUGGUUUGUCUCCACCGGAAAAGACAACCUACUCAAUGCUUGGCGCACUCCAUAUGGAGCCUCCAUAUUCCAGUCAAAGGAAUCGUCGUCAGUGUUGAGCUGUGAUAUUUCAGCAGACGAUAAGUACAUUGUUACCGGAUCUGGAGAUAAGAAAGCGACAGUGUAUGAAGUCAUGUAUUAAUAGAAAUAUUUUUUAUUUUAUUUUAUUUGUGUAUUUGAGAGCUAAAAAAUUUUUUAAUGUAAAUAUAUAUAUAUAGAUAUAUAUUAUAAACAGAUAAAGUUAAUAAUGUUAUUUAAUACAGCAAGCCUCUGGCUUAUUAUUCACUUGCGAAAAUAUUUGCUCUCUCUAUAUUUAUAUAUAUAUAUAUAUAUGUUGCAGUGCAAAUAAAUUUUAAAGAAGACUGUCCCAUUUUUAAACAUAUAUGCAUUUUUAGUUAAUUUUUCAUAAAACUUGAGAAAGUUUAUAGCAUUUAUUUUAUAUAUUUCUUUUUUCACUAGUGAAUAAUUUUCACGAGACUUCUGUAUUUUUUUUAUUUUUUUUUAGUUUUUACGAAUUAUACCGAAAAAAUAAUCUUUUAAAGAUUUAAAGUAAAAAUCAUUUGCUUCAAAAUGAGAGGAUUCAUUUUAAAUGAAGAAUAUUUUUUAUCGGUAUAAUUAUUGAUAUUGCCUUGUUGUUGUUGUUCCGACACAAGAAAGGAUUCGUGAGAUUGUGGAAUAUUGAAAAAAAAAAAAUAAUAAUAAUGUGUUCAGUACUGCAUAAUAUUUAACGUUUGUUGACGAAAUAAUCAUUUCGUCCUGUUCACAUUUGGCGAGAGAUGUUUUUUCAUAUGUGAUUAUGUUAUUUUUACAUAUAUCUGUUCUAAACGAUAUUUUAAAAAAAGAAGAUAUUGCGAUAUGUUUAAUAAUUAAAAAAAUUAAAUUUUCUAAGGAAAAUAAUUUAAUUUUUCUAUAUUUAAUAAUGAUUAUUAAUUAUUGGUUUUUUUUUUUAAAUUGUUGCCACAUUUUGUGUUGUCAACUCGUUUCUACGUGUAAUUUUACUAAUUUCAAAUAAUAAUUAAUAUGUAUUGUAUUGUAUGUAUAUUGUAUACAUAAGAAUAUUAGAAGCACAUUUAUAAGUUAAUGUAUUUUAUAUUGUGUACAUUGUGUAUAUAGUUAAAAGUCGUUAGAAACUUAUAUUCAUAUUUUUCUAUGUCUUAUCGUACAUACAGGAAGAGGGAGAGUUGAGUAGAAAAAAAAGACUGUAGGUAUAUUGUGAAUGUGAGAGAUAAACGAGAAUAUGUGUUUAAAAAAAAGAAAUGAAAGAAUCAGAAUGAAAGAGAAAAAAAAAGAGAGAGAGUGAGAAUAUGAAAG
Molecule: messenger RNA, 4086 nt
Organism: Leptopilina boulardi
Lineage: Eukaryota; Metazoa; Arthropoda; Insecta; Hymenoptera; Figitidae
Product: protein groucho-like
Exons: 12
Coding region: 473-2917 (814 amino acids)
Biological process (GO): regulation of DNA-templated transcription; negative regulation of canonical Wnt signaling pathway
Cellular component (GO): nucleus; transcription regulator complex
Molecular function (GO): protein binding; transcription corepressor activity
Source: RefSeq, a predicted model, not a curated record